Molecule: messenger RNA, 1964 nt
Organism: Cimex lectularius (bed bug)
Lineage: Eukaryota; Metazoa; Arthropoda; Insecta; Hemiptera; Cimicidae
Exons: 14
Coding region: 322-1872 (516 amino acids)
Source: RefSeq, a predicted model, not a curated record
CUGAAAGAAAAAGAGCCAGUACGUUAUUUAUGUGAAUUUUUCAAAACAACAGUGUAGGCAAAACACAGAAGGUUAGUUUUUCGGCUGUUACAUUCAAACCAUAUGAAAAUAUGAAGUCUUUUUGUCUAAGUUUGUGAAAUACUCCAAAACAUAACUCAAUCUACACAACAACACAUUUAAAGUUACAUAAAUUCAGUUGCUGGAAUUGGAAAUUUCAAAGAAGUCUAAGCCUUUAUGAUCUGCCCUCAAUAAAAAAAGGAUGAUCAUAAUCAUUUUACAACGGGUUUAACCGGAAUAAUCACCACUUUUAUACUGGCUAACAUGUCAUCAACGACAAUGAAUACAAGUCGGACAUCAGAUUGUUUCGAACGUAUUACAAGAGAUAUGUACGCAAUGAACAAUUUCCAGCAAAGGCCAGCGGCUUAUGGAAGUGGCGAUAUAGGGACGGGAGAAUAUCAGUACCCGACUUACAUGAAUCAGCAAAUAUGCCACGGACAAUAUGAUAUGCAAGAAGCCAUUCAAAACCAAAAUUACCGAAUAGCUUCAAACUACAUGCACAGUAACCCGUCGUUUGAUAAUCAGAUGAUGCAUAGGCUACCCUCUUUCUGUAUUAACAGCAAUUCUGGACAUGCAAUGUGUGUACACAACAUCACAGAAGAAAAUCGAUCAACUGAAAACACUCUUCAAGCUUUACAGAACACAUUUAACAAUGUGAGUCUUGCUGCAGCUAAGCACUCGCAGUCCACAACUCGCAUUCUGAAUAGAUGCGCUUCAUGGAUUGAUGCCUCGUGUGCUACACUCAAAUGCCAAAAGCUCAAGAAUCCCAAACGAAAACGAUGCACCCGAUCUAUUUAUCAUAAGGCUAAACAUCAAUGCCACUAUAGGGCUUGGAAACGGCAUUAUUGGCAUCUAUUGAAUAAAUCAAUUAAAUACAAAGAGUUAAAGAAAGCCAGUAAAGAUUGGGAAAGUUCACAUACGAUAGAAGCUAAGUCGAUGUUAUUGAAAAACCAUGUGUACCAGUACAACAACGUUUAUGAAAAGUUGAGACACCUCCUCAUAGAGUAUUCGAAAAGGAUCGAGGAAGUGCAGCGUUUUCCAGGGGACGUUCGCAAGUUCGAGAAGCACUGGAGUUGCUUAAGCAGGACGCUGAAAGAGCAGAAAGUCUCUAUCGCCAAUCUGGAGCACGCUUUGUCUACAAAAACAGAAGCUUUCGACCACAUUUCAGCAUGCUUGGAACGUAGCGAAGCGACGAGCGCGUACAGAAAAACGGCAAUAAGCAAUUUGAAAAACGAAAUUUCGGAACUUACCGCCCAAAAAACGAAACUAGAAGAAGAAUUAAAAGAAGCCCAGUCGACGAACAAGAAACUGACUGUUCACUGCAAACAUCUUGCCAGUCAGAUUGAGCUGGUAGAAGAGAAAUUGAAAGCCUUGAAAGAUAUAAAUCGUAAACUAGACGAAAAUUUUAAGGCACAGAUGGUUUGCUACGAACUGGAGAAAACUUCAUGUCAUGAAGAAUGCAAAUCCAAGACGCACGAAAGUCUAGUUAAAAUGUCUUCCGUUUAUCAGAAACACCUAGCCGAGCUUGGAAGCAAGCAGACUUUUGCAGAUGCAAAAAUCAAAGAGUUAUAUUUGACGAUUGAGAACAUCGUGAAAGGUAUAUACAGGAUUAUGUCGGAAAAAGAAAAAGGUUCUGAAGAUAAAGAAGAUAGCAAUAGAUCCUGCUCCAACAUCGAUAUGCUGCCUAAGCUCGUCGAGUGGCUUCAGAUUUGCAACAACAUGGUCUACAAGCCGACGUUCGCUGAAGAAUUGUCUUCGUUUGUUCUCACUUUGUAUAAUAUGAGCGUGAACAACACAGGAUUAAAAGAGCCAUAAACUUAUAGGCAGGUUAAUUACCGACCAAUAAAAAAAUAGUAUCAUUUUCUGUUCACCUUGUUGUAAAAUUAAGAAAUAAAUAAUAUAAAGUA